UACUAAAAUAAAAAAAAAUGGGCUAGAUAUGGGCCAAGAAGAGAACAUAAGGCCCAUAAUGAUGAUGGGCCCACAACCCCGAAGGCAUGUUCCCAAAAAAUCAGAGAAGCAGAUACCCGCGUAAUUUCGAAACCCCCGCACUUCGUCUUUCUCACAAUUCUAAAAUGGUUCCCAAUUUCGCUUUACCAUCAUCACCAUGAGCAGCAGAGUCUCUUAGUUAAUCCUAAACCGCGAACUCACAAUCCUUGAUCGAGUUUGUUAGUUCGUUCCUUAGUUAGUUAUUAUUCAAUCAAUCAAUUAGUUAGUUAGUUAGUUAGUUGUAGGGUUUUUACUUCCUUCAGCAGCUGCUCAUGGCAAAACGAAACGGCUUCGUUGUGAUCUCUUCCGACGAUGAAGGAGGAUCCGAGAAUCGCUCGUUGAAAGGGAGUAGAACCAGAAGCAGCACCAGAAACUGUAAGAGGCCGAAGUCGAGUUCGAGUUCAACAAGCUCACGUGGAAAGAAGAGGGCUAGAGAUUCUGCUUCUCGUUCUCGCCUCUCUAAGCUCCAUGAGAUCAGCUUAUUUGAAGAUGACUUCAAUGAUGUGUUCACAGGGUCAAAGGUAUCUGCUGGUACUAGGAGGAGCAUUGGAGAGGAUCUGUGGGUUGAUAAAUACAAGCCCCUUUCUGUGGAAGAACUUGCUGUUCACAAGAAAAAGGUUGAUGAAGUUAAGAUGUGGUUUGAUGAAAGGGUGAAUCCUUCAAAGGAUGUCAUCGGAAGUAAUGUUCUUGUCAUCACUGGACAGGCGGGAGUUGGAAAAUCCGCUACUAUUCAUGUAAUUGCAUCUCACCUGGGCGCAGUAGUAUGUGGAUGGGACACACCUACGCCUGUACUUUGGCAAGAGCAUCUUUACAAUUCUGGCGCAGGAGUAAAAUACACAUCCAAGUUGGAAGAAUUUGAAACUUUUGUUGAGAGAAUACGGAAAUAUGGAGUAAUGUCAGCUUCUCUUACAAGCGAGUCAAAGCCAUCUGUCAUACUUUUAAUAGAUGACCUUCCCUUGACAAAUGGGAAAGCUGCUUUCGGAAGGCUUAAAGAUUGCUUGCACCUUUUAGUGCGCUCAGCUCAGGUACCCACAGCAAUAUUGUUCACCGACUAUGGCAAUACUGAUUCAGCAGAUCCCAAUGCGCGAAACCUGCAUGAACUUCAGCUAUCUCUAGAGAGUUCUGGGGCUUGUAAGGUGGCAUUCAAUCCAAUCACUACUAAUUCUAUUAAGAAGGUUCUCUUUAGAAUACAUGCAAUUACUUCGUUACAGUUUUUCUGUCUGAAACCAAAUCAAGUCCCUUCCUUUUCUCAAUCCGCUGAUGCUCUUGGUCCAUUACAAGAUCACAGUAAUACAUCUGAAGGAUUAGAGGAUGGAUAUUCAUUGAAUUUUGGCAGAGAUGAGACACUUAAUUUAUUUCAUGCCUUGGGGAAGUUUCUACACAAUAAGAGGGAGGCUGGUGCUGCAGUAAACUAUGACCAACAUGGCUUUCAUAUACAAGAAAGAUUUUCAAGAUUACCUUUAAAAAUGGAUGUCCCAGAGAAGAUUCUUUCUCAAGCCCAUGUACAGCCGGGACAGGUUGCUGAUUUUCUGCAUGAAAAUGUUCUGGAGUUUGUGGAUGAUGAAGCAAUAGAUGAUGCAUGUACCGUGUCUACAUAUCUAGGUGAUGCAGACAUCCUUCUUUCUAAACUUCGGGGAACGCUAUCUAGUUAUAAUGAAGCAGAGAGCAUGCUGCAGUCAGCUGCUGCAUCAAUUGCUGUGCGCGGGGUUCUGUUUGGAAAUUCUCAUGUAGUAUCAUCUAGGUGGCAUGCAAUUCGUAGACCAAAUCUCUGGCAGGUUGAGAAAUCAUCACUUUACAACAAGGAUGAGUUGUUUAGAUUGAGAGACUCUGAUUGGAAAUUGAGUUCUUAUAAUACAUCUGUUAUGGCCAUGGAGUACAUGCCUAUGCAAAAACUGCUUGGAGAUAGGGCAUGUUAUCAGGAUUCAGUGCAGGACUUGGAUAUGGAAGAUGUUGAUGUUGACAAAAUGAAUUUAGAUGCCCAAGAAGAUGAUGAUGAUGACAUAGAAGAUUGGUAGAGAUUCUACAAUUAAGGAGGUUGACAUUUUAUUGUCGAUUCAAGGACUAUGGGGAAUGAUAAGUUGUGAGUAGUUUUUGUUAUCACUGUGAUGUAACAACAUACGUGUCAAGGUGGUAAAGUGUUAGUCCAAUUUCCUGGAUUAAAUUUUCGGUCUGGGAAAACCAUUGUAAAUAUCAACUUUUAUUUUAUGAAAGUGUUUUUAUUAUAUCCAAGUUCAUGGAACAAAUAGGGAUCGAUAGAAAAAUGUUCUAUCAUUUGUCAAGGUGGUAAAGUGUUAGUCCAAUUUCCUGGAUUAAAUUUUCGGUCUGGGAAAACCAUUGUAGAUAUCAACUUUUAUUUUAUGAAAGUGUUUUUAUUA
Molecule: messenger RNA, 2453 nt
Organism: Arachis ipaensis
Lineage: Eukaryota; Viridiplantae; Streptophyta; Magnoliopsida; Fabales; Fabaceae
Source: RefSeq, a predicted model, not a curated record